AAACAAGUCAUUUUACCCACAAUAAUUAUCUAUCUUGUAAUGUGCAUGUGAAUUUGUGCAUAUAAAUUUAAAAAAUUCACUAAAGAUUCAUUAUCGUCGAAUAUAAACGCACAAAAUUUGUCGAUAUUACCAAAGUAUAUAAAACAAAGUUGAAAGUUUAAUCAAAUGGAAGUAAAACAAGAAGUUAGUGAGGGACUUUGUAAACAAGAAAUACAUAUAGAUAAUAAUGAUCUGUGUGAUGUUCCUUUGGACACCUGCAAAAUUGAAAUUAAACAGGAACCUAAAAGAGAAAAUAUGUAUGAUGUUUCCUUCGAUUAUUUAGACCUAAAGGAAUGCCCUAUAAAGACGGAAAUUGAAGAUGAGUUUAAACUUCCACCAGACAAAGAAAAACAAACAAAUAUAAAAGAAUACUACCUGCUUUCAAGAAAAGUGCAAAAUAUAGCUGAUUUGGAUGAUGACUUGUUUAUAAAUGAAAUUAAAUCACAGAAAUGUAUAUGGAAUUAUCGAUGUGAAACAUACAGUGAUAGAAUUGUUAAAAAUUGUGCUUGGACUGCUAUCUGUGAGAAGUUUGUGAUGGAUUUUGAUGCCAAAACUGUAAAGGAAAAACUCGAAAUUGUAAAAGCUCUACAGAAAAAAUGGAAGGUUUUAAGAGACGGUUUCAAUCGGUAUGUAAGCAAAGCAAAAAAAAUACAAAGUGGCUCAGGCGCACAUAAAAUACGCCAAUAUGUACACUAUCAACAACUGUCAUUUUUACUAGCAUUGUCAAAUGAUAAAGCAGAUACUAUUAAUAGUUUAGAAGGAGAGAUUGAAACUGAUAAUGUACUAACAGCCAAUUCUGAAGAGUCGACAUUACAACGAGGCCGAAAGCGAAGCAGUGCGACGAAAGAAGAUAAUUUAAUAGACCAAUUGACAGAAAAUUUAAAUAGGAAAUGCAAAGAAAAUAUGUCAACGAGAGAAGUAGAUGAUGAUGAUAAAUUAUUUCUCUUAGCAUUACAUGGUGAUUUUAAGAAGAUUUCAGAUGAUUACAAAUUAGAUGCUAAAACAGAAAUACUAUCGGUUUUAAAAAAAUACAAAGAAUUAUCAUCUGACAAGAAUUCACACCCUAACCAGUCCAUGCAUGCGUCACACUAAAGGAAUUUCAACCAUCAAUCAUUGUCACAGUACUCGCAGUUCAACUAUGGUGAUCUCAAUAGUGGCUACAAUACUGGUCUUAGUACUUCCGGCUACAGUACUUCUGGGUACAGUACUGGACGUACUUGUACUAUUAUGAAUAUAAAAUAUACCAAUCUGCCUCUCCGAGCUACGGGAACUGUGGAGACUAGCCUGUUGUCUCUUAGAUCUGUCGAUAGUGAGAUGUCCCAGUUAUCAAUACAUAGUUCAAAUGUUACGAUGUGCAAUUGUGUGUAAUAAAAAAAUUGUAAAAACGUGUUGUUUUCUUACUUUAACGUUAUUGCAAUCCUUUCUUC
This is a messenger RNA of Diabrotica balteata, 1466 nucleotides long. Lineage: Eukaryota; Metazoa; Arthropoda; Insecta; Coleoptera; Chrysomelidae. The record is from the annotation of a GenBank genome assembly.